Messenger RNA from Nerophis lumbriciformis (worm pipefish), 2444 nucleotides. Its product is annotated as clusterin-associated protein 1 homolog. NCBI's taxonomy places the organism in Eukaryota, Metazoa, Chordata, Actinopteri, Syngnathiformes, Syngnathidae. Gene Ontology annotation, biological process: cilium assembly. Gene Ontology annotation, cellular component: cilium; intraciliary transport particle B; microtubule organizing center. The record is from RefSeq and is a predicted model, not a curated record.
ACAAUAGCAUGCGUGAUGAAGAUUAAAGAAUGAACUGAACAGACACGGAAACAAGGCUUGGUUUCGUGUGUGUGUGCGUGUGUGUGCGUGUGCGUGUGUGUGCGUGUGCGUGUGCCACUCAGCCCGCACUCACCAUGUCUUUCAGGGAUUUGCAAAAUUUCACAGAGAUGAUGAGAGCGUUGGGCUUUCCUCGCUUGAUAUCGGUGGAAAACUUCCGAACGCCCAAUUUCACACUGGUGGCGGAAAUCCUUAUAUGGCUUGCUCAAUGUUAUGAUCCUCAGCUGGAAAUUCCAACGGACAUGAACACAGAGUCAGAAAGAAUAUUCCUUAUCAAGACCGUGGCUCAGUUCAUGGCAACGAAAGCUCACAUAAGGAUGAACACCAAACGCCUUUACCAGGCUGAUGGCUAUGCAGUGAAAGAGAUGGUAAAGAUCACAGCGGUGCUCUACAAUGCUAUGAAGACCAAGCAGAUGGCACUGGGGGACAGAGUGGACGAGGGCAACAACACUUUCAAGUUCGACCUGGGCUCUCGAAUUUCAGACCUGAAAGCAGCGCGGCAGCUUGCAUCAGAGGCCACAUCUAAAGGAGCAUCGCUGUAUGAUUUAUUAGGAAAGGAGGUGGACCUGAGGAAAUUGAGAACUGCUGCCAUUGCAAGACCUCUUGAGAUUGGCGAGACUGAAAAGGCCUUGAGACAUGCAAUCAAAGAAGUCUUGGAAAGUGUGGAGAAGACCAAAGUCAUGAUGAGGAAUGUUGUUUCGGAUGUCGCCAGUCUGGAUGCCAAGAAAGAAAAGAAAAAUUUGCAGUUGGAGAUGGUCCAGAGGAGGCUCCAGACAUUGCAAAGUGUGAGGCCGUUGUUUAUGGAUGAAUACGAGCAGAUCGAGGAGCAGCUGGAGGAGCAAUAUAAGAUGCAGGUGGAAAACUUUUCCAACUUUUAUUUUCUUGAGUCUCAGCGAGAAAAACAUCUCAGACAAGAGGAGGAAAACACUCGAAAGAGGAUGGUGCAGCAAAUCAAGGAGAAGGAUGGCGAUUAUAUGAGUUCAUUUAAUGAGGAAGAUACUGUUGAGGAAAAAAGCCAGGAUGGUGAGACGGAAGGAUGUCAAAUGUCUGAUCAACAGCUCCCUCUUAAUGACAUCAUAGCAGGAACAACCAUCGCAAACAUGCUGGGUGGUGACUCUGAUGAGUCAGAAGACAGUGAUAGAGAUGAAGAAGAUGAGGGCCCGGAAAUGGAGGGCUUUUUGAAGGGCGCAGAGACCAUGAGGCCUCACACUUCCAAGGGAGGCAUGAAACACCCUCUGUUGGCAAAGAGUGAUGAUGACUUUUGAAUAAAGAAUACACCUUUUAAAGUGACUAACCCUAACCUACAAAACCCCCUUUACUAGAAAAUUGUGACAACACAAAGUCCUUACUCUAAUCUGAUCACCCAACUGGCCUUAACCCACAAAAAACCCUCUUCUGAAAAAGAGUACACACAUUCAAAGUCCAAACUCUUUACCCUAAAUUGCACAGUUACUCUUUCUAGAAUUUUCAUUUUAUCUUUGCUGUCCAGCUUCAGUUAGGUCCAGGUUGAUCCCAGACAGCAGUUCUCCUCCACAGGAGUGGUUCAGCAACUCUUUCAGGGCUUCAUUUACUUCAUUGUUGAAGACAGUGCUGAAGUUGCCAUUGGGGAAACCACCACCUCCGUCCACGGGACAUGAACCCAUCGCCUCCUGCACCCAUUUCAACUCAUUGCUGAGCUCCAGGUGGAGUGCAUCAAAGUGCUUCUGUCUUUCUUGGUAGCGGCUGUUGACGCUACUGAGGUUGGAGCUAAAAGACUGCAUGUCAUCCUGAAGACUCCUCUUCAGGGCCUCCAGCUUACGGAACUCGUAACGGAUUUGUGAGAGCUCAUGACGCGCCCCCUCACUCUCCUCCUUGUACCAGGCCUCUUUCUCAUUAUAUAUAGAGACCAUGGCAUCGAUAUCUUCUUGCAGAGAAUCAUGGGAUGCGGCCAAGCUGAUAAAUAACCGUUCCAUAUGAUCGAUGUCCUCAACCACUUGGGCAAAGCGCUCAAAGUUUACGUAGGUGUUGUUAGGCGGCAUGCUUGAGUGGGACUUUAUUGUGUACUCCCUCAGGCGCUUGGUCUUAAGCUGGCGCCUCUCUCUUUUCUGAAGCUCUUUACCUUUAUUAUCCUCUUUGUGCUCAUUAGGCUGCAAGAUUCAAACAAUGCAUAGUUAAUACAGUAUAUGUUUAAAGUGGCCCUGAGACAGAAUCCAAAAAUGUAUGAGCCAUAUUUCAAACCAUGCCAAUCAUGGUACUUCGGGCCUGAGCGACUCAAAACAUGUGUAAAGUUGAUAGCACACGCAAAGCUCAUGCGUCAAGUAUUGUGCCUCUUAAUUAAGCAAAAUAGCAAGCACAAUACAUUUAGGGUGUCUUCAUGUAUAUGCAGAAUAUAUGAUGAUUUGGAUGCU